AUGGCCACAUAUAAAGUGAGGGUGGCCACGGGCACGGACCUCUUGUCCGGGACACUGGACAACAUCUCGCUGACCAUCGUGGGGACUCAAGGCGAGAGCCACAAGCAGCUGCUGAACCACUUCGGGAGAGACUUUGCCACUGGGGCGGUGGACGACUACACAGUGCAGUGCCAGCAGGACCUGGGUGAGCUCCUCAUUGUCCGCCUGCACAAAGAGCGCUACUCCUUCUUCCCCAAGAACCCCUGGUAUUGCAACUAUGUGCAGAUCUGUGCCCCGGAUUGCCGCGUCUACCACUUCCCUGCCUACCAGUGGAUGGAUGGCUACGAGACCCUGGCCCUCCGGGAGGCCACAGGAAGGACGGCAGCGGACGACUGCCUCCCCGUCCUUUUGGAACACAGACAAGAGGAGCUCAGAGCCAAGCAGGACUGCUACCACUGGAGGGUCUUCGUGCCUGGCCUGCCCAACUACGUGCACAUCCCAAGUUACCACCCUCCUGUCCGGCGCUUCCGAAACCCCAACCGGCCCGAGUGGAAUGGCUACAUCCCGGGAUUCCCCAUUCUCAUCAAUAUCAAUGCCACCAAGUACCUGAACUUAAAUCUUCGCUACUCCUUCCUCAAAACGGCCUCCUUCUUCUACCGGCUGGCGCCCAUGGCGCUGUCAUUCAAAGUCCGCGGCCUGUUGGACUGCAAACGCUCGUGGAAGAGACUCAAGGAUAUUAAGAAAAUUUUCCCUGGCCACAAGUCUGUCGUCUCCGAGUACGUGGCCGAGCACUGGGCGGAGGACAGCUUCUUUGGGUACCAGUACCUUAACGGCGUCAACCCAGGCUUGAUCCGCUGCUGCACGCGGAUCCCAGACAAGUUCCCCGUCACAGACGACAUGGUGGCCCCAAGCCUGGGUGAGGGCACGUGCCUGCAGGCGGAGCUGGAGAAGGGGAACAUUUUCCUAGCAGACUACGGCAUCCUGGAGGGCAUCCCCACUGUGGAGCUCAAUGGCCAGACUCAGUACCACUGCGCCCCGCUCUGCCUGCUGCACUUGGGCCCCGAGGGCAACCUGAUGCCCAUCGCCAUCCAGCUCAGCCAGACCCCCGGGCCUGAUUGCCCCAUCUUCUUGCCCAGCGACUCGGAGUGGGACUGGCUGCUGGCCAAGACAUGGGUGCGCUAUGCUGAGUUCUACUGCCACGAGGCCAACGCCCACCUGCUGGAGACCCACCUCAUCGCGGAGGCCUUCUUCCUGGCCAUGCUGAGACACCUGCCCAUGUGCCACCCCCUCUACAAGCUCCUCAUCCCCCACACGCGCUACACCGUCCAGAUCAACAGCAUCGGGCGGGCACUGCUGCUCAACGAAGGUGGCCUGUCCGCCAGGGGCAUGUCUCUGGGCUUGAAGGGCUUCGCCGAGGUGAUGGUGCGGCGCCUGUCUGAGCUCACCUAUGAUAGCCUCUACCUCCCCGAUGACUUUGUGAAGCGUGGGGUCCAGGACCUGCCCAGAUAUUAUUACCGUGAUGACAGCUUGGCCGUGUGGGAUGCGCUGGAGAGGUACGUGACAGAGAUCAUCAGCUAUUACUACCCCUGUGACGCGGCCGUGGAAGGCGACCUGGAGUUGCAGUGCUGGGUGCAGGAGAUAUUCAAUGAGUGCCUCUUGGGGCGUGAGAGCUCAGGUUUCCCCACGUGUUUGCGAACGGUGCCAGAGCUGAUCCGCUAUGUCACCAUCAUCAUCUACACCUGCUCUGCCAAGCACGCAGCUGUCAACACAGGCCAGCUGGAGUUCACCGCCUGGAUGCCCAACUUCCCCUCCUCCAUGCGGAACCCACCGAUGCAGGCCAAGGGCCUGACCACUCCGCAGGUCUUCCUGGACACGUUGCCAGACGUGAAGACCACGGGCAUCAUCCUCCUGGUGCUGUGGACCCUGAGCCGGGAGCCUGACGACAGGCGGCCCCUGGGCCACUUCCCGGAUAUCCACUUCGUGGAGGACGCUCCGCGGCGCAGCAUCCAGACCCUGCGCCAGCGCCUGGCCGAGAUCUCGCACGGCAUCCGCCAGCGCAACAAGUGCCUGCCCAUCCCCUACUACUACCUGGACCCGGUGCUGAUCGAGAACAGCAUUUCCAUCUAG
Molecule: messenger RNA, 2106 nt
Organism: Lepus europaeus (European hare)
Lineage: Eukaryota; Metazoa; Chordata; Mammalia; Lagomorpha; Leporidae
Gene: ALOX12B
Product: arachidonate 12-lipoxygenase, 12R type
Exons: 15
Coding region: 1-2106 (701 amino acids)
Biological process (GO): linoleic acid metabolic process; lipid oxidation
Cellular component (GO): perinuclear region of cytoplasm
Molecular function (GO): protein binding; arachidonate 12(S)-lipoxygenase activity; iron ion binding
Source: RefSeq, a predicted model, not a curated record